UAUAUAUAACUGAAUAUGUUUGAAAAAAUAUUUGUUACAUAUACAUAGUAAGAUAUUUCUUUGGGUAAGUAAUACAAAAUAUUUAAAAAUGUUCAGAAAAAGAAAAAAAAGUAGCAAACUUGUUCGAAUGAACGAAGAGGAACGUAUGCGAUAUAUGCAACAUCGUCUUGAAUUUGAAUUAGAAACUAAAAGACGUAAACAACAAUUAAUUGCUAUCUUUACUAAGAACAAAUUAAAACACGAAGAAGUAUUUUCAAAAUUAAAUAUUGCAAAAAUUAAUGAAAAAUGGAGAUAUGUUUUGCGACAAAUAAAAUGCAAGGAAUUUCAUAAAAACGUAAAAUAUCUCAAUACAACUUUUGACAGAGUAGUAAAAAUUAAAGAUGCGACAAUUUCUUAUUUAUAUAAUGAAUUAAAAAUAGUAGAUACAGAUCAUAGAAAACUUCAAGAAACUUAUAUUUUACUAAUCAAUAAUAUAAUUGCAAUAUAUAAACAAAAAUUAGUAGAAUUACAUGAUAUGUAUAAAUUAAAUAAUAUUAAAAUGAAUAGUAUGAUAGAGUUAAUUGAAUUGAGAAAUUACAUAGGACAAUAUAAAGAAAUUGCUAACAACAUAACCAGAAAAUGCAUAAUCUUUGACCAAACACAAACUAUAAGGAAAACAUACAACGCUACUAAUAUUUUUAAUAUUUUAUAUUUGGAGAAGGACAGAGCAUCACAUUUUAUACAUCAAGCUUUUUUAAAAAUAGAAAAGUUUUGGGAACAGUUAUGUAGAAUAAUAAAUGAAUAUCAAAGAAUAAUUGAAAACAAAAAAAAGCAGUAUGAAUAUUUAAAAGAACAAGAUGAUGUUCAUCAAAUGUGUUUAUUACAAUAUCCAAAAAUAUAUUUACAAUUGCAAAAUAUAAUUGAAACUUUAAAAGUCAAUGUACGAAUACUAUCAGAAAAAAGAAAAGUACAAAUUGCAAAACUUAAAAGAAAAGAUAUAAACAUACAGGAAAGAUACAAAAACAUUAAAUAUAAAUUUACUGUAACUCAAAUGAUAAGUUCUGUACAGUUGAAAAAAUUGAUUGUUAGAAGCAAUGAAGUUUUAAAACACUUACAAAAAAUUUUGAAAAAAAGUUCCAUAAUUCUUGAAAUAAUUAAAAUAUGCACCACUUUGGAACCUUUAUUUUUUAAUUUGAAGAAAUAUUUUAUGCAAAAUACACUUUAUACUGAAUACGUCGAUGCUAAUAUCCCUGAAUCAUGUGCUAAAGUCAACAAUUUUUGGGAAUAUUUUAAUUAUAUAAAAGGAAAUAAUAUUUUAUUAAAAAAACAAACUAACGAACUUUGUAGAGAAAAUAAAAAAUUAAAAUGUAAACUGCAAAUAUAUUUCUCAGUAGAUUCCGGUAUGUUAAUAUAUUUAAUUACUUUAUUGUUUUAUUAUUUUUUAUUAUUAUAAAUAAAAAAAUAUAGUAGAAUUAAGAAUGUGUAUUAUAAUUUUUAUUUAACAUAUACCAAUUUUAUUUCAGGAAUAGUUACGAAUAUCAAUUUUGAGUCCUUCAACAACAAAAAAAAUA
Molecule: messenger RNA, 1550 nt
Organism: Frieseomelitta varia
Lineage: Eukaryota; Metazoa; Arthropoda; Insecta; Hymenoptera; Apidae
Product: dynein regulatory complex subunit 2
Exons: 6
Coding region: 89-1432 (447 amino acids)
Biological process (GO): regulation of cilium movement; cilium-dependent cell motility; axonemal dynein complex assembly
Cellular component (GO): axoneme; axonemal dynein complex
Source: RefSeq, a predicted model, not a curated record